Helianthus annuus (common sunflower) is the source of this 1578-nucleotide messenger RNA. Its product is annotated as casein kinase II subunit beta-1. Gene Ontology annotation, cellular component: protein kinase CK2 complex; cytoplasm. The record is from RefSeq and is a predicted model, not a curated record. The transcript is spliced from 6 exons. Gene Ontology annotation, molecular function: protein kinase regulator activity. Bases 258 to 1124 code for a protein of 288 amino acids. Lineage: Eukaryota; Viridiplantae; Streptophyta; Magnoliopsida; Asterales; Asteraceae.
UGCAACGCGGCUCGAACUCGUUUCUAACCAAAAGAUUACACGGAAUAGAAAAACAACAACAAAGAGAGAAAAAAACCCUAAUGCUCUUAAUUAAUCACCAUUUUCCUCUUUUGAACCCAAACUCAUCGUCAUCAUUCAUCACUCAAUCAGGUUAAACAUAUCUCAAACCAGAUCUACAAUUUCUUCACAAAUUUCGAACAACAUCUAUACAUACAUACAUGUACAGAGGCUGAGGUCAAUCGUCGGCAAGGUCGGCGAUGGUUGGAGGAGGUGGACCGUUGGAUCGGAAACGAAUCAACGAUGCGUUGGAUAAGCAGUUAGAGAAGACGUCAUCUUCAUCCACUUCUAGGUUUUUCAACAAGGAGAAAGACAGAAUAUACAUGCCGUCAACUUCCGCCGCCGGUGCCGGUGCCGGUGGUGGUAAGUCGCAUCAAUCGGAUCACCGCCGUGACAUCCUUUCCACAUCUACUAUCUCCGCCAACAAAAACAAUAGCUCAGACGUGGAAUCUGAAACCGAUAGCGAGGAGUCUGAUGUUAGUGGUUCUGAUGGGGAUGAUACAUCUUGGAUUUCAUGGUUUUGCAAUUUGAGAGGAAACAAUUUCUUUUGUGAAGUUGAUGAUGACUAUAUUCAGGAUGAUUUUAAUCUUUGUGGAUUAAGCAGCCAAGUUCCUUAUUUUGAUUAUGCACUUGAUCUGAUUUUGGAUGUCGAAUCUUCUCAUGACGCCUUCACUGAAGAACAAAAUGAAUUGGUUGAAUCAGCCGCAGAGAUGUUGUAUGGCUUGAUUCACGCUAGAUACAUCUUAACCAGCAAGGGAAUGUCUGCAAUGUUGGAGAAGUAUAAAGACUAUGAUUUCGGAAGGUGUCCUCGUGUGUAUUGCUGUGGUCAACCGUGUCUUCCUGUUGGUCAAUCAGACAUACCAUGUUCCAGCACUGUGAAAAUAUAUUGUCCCAAAUGUGAAGAUAUCUAUUACCCUAGGUCAAAGUACCAAGGCAAUAUUGAUGGUGCUUAUUUUGGAACCACCUUUCCUCACUUAUUCUUGAUGACUUAUGGGCACUUAAAGCCACAAAAGGCGACACAAAGCUUUGUUCCGAGAGUAUUUGGCUUCAAGCUGCAUAAACCGUGACCAUGGGUCAGUUCUCAUCCUCCCCCACAAUAUCUGAGCUGCAAAUAAGCCAGGUUUGGGAGGAAAGCUUGGCGAAUCAAACCGUCUUUUGCUACUAAUAAAUCACCUGCAUUUACAGCCGGUUUGAAGAACUUUGAACUUGAACGUAUUUAUUGCCAUCAGAUACACGGAAGGAUUGGAACACGACCCAAGAAAAAGAUAUCGUUAUGUCAGAUCAUGGAAAUCCAAGCAAUAUGCAGCAGCCCUAAAUAGUCAACUUGCACCGGUAGAUUUGUUCUGUAGUAAAAUAAAAAAAAAACUGUCUUGAUGAAUUAUAAGGAAAGUGUUUAUAUUAUUGCAGCAUAAACGUGUGAAUCGGUCGAUGGUUGUAGGACAUCAAUUCAAAAUCCUCAAGGUCGAAUUGGUGGAAAUCUAGUUGAACCUUUGUUAUUGUAUGUGAUUUUAAUUUAUUAAA